This is a messenger RNA of Penicillium bovifimosum, 2157 nucleotides long. RefSeq lists its product as uncharacterized. The transcript is spliced from 2 exons. Bases 1 to 2157 code for a protein of 718 amino acids. NCBI's taxonomy places the organism in Eukaryota, Fungi, Ascomycota, Eurotiomycetes, Eurotiales, Aspergillaceae. The record is from RefSeq and is a predicted model, not a curated record. Gene Ontology annotation, molecular function: protein binding.
AUGGCGACCGUCAAUCAAAAUAUGUUCGGAGCGAGCAUAACUGAACGACCUGGUGGCGCCCAGUUGAUGGCGCUACCGUUGAACCUCAUCGCGGAGAUCGUCUCACAUGUUCAUGAUGCGGGGGAUCUCGCCCGAUUAUGUCGAACAUGUCGCGUCCUCAACUACAUGGCAUUGCCGCAGCUAUACCGCAACUUGACGCUGACCUCCUACGACAAAAUCCGUUAUCGCGGCGAACAACCAGAAGGAAUCGGGAGCGCCAGUCCUUUCACGAUGGGUCUCAACGCUGUUAUCACACGGUCCUAUGCAACGUUAGUACGAUCAAUGACACUGCGGGGGGAAUGGAAGGAACCGGAGCUUGAGGAAUAUGCCCGAGUUGGCCGAGUGCCCGAUUCUUCAAUGUUGCUGAACAUUGCCGCCCGCGCCGCCAUAGAUCGCAUGACAAACCUGGAAAGCUUCCAUUGGGAACUGAAUACCAAGAUGCUGGACACAGUGUUUACGGGACUAGUACAGCUGCCGAAGCUUACGUCUUUGACUAUCCGGUUUCCCUCGAGUCGUCACCCGCAGCCCACCUUUGUGAUACCCGGCAUGCCGCACUUGCGAUGUCUGAAAAUCACCGACAUCGACCCGUUAUGCUACCCGGAUGAUAUCGCGACGCUUCUCUGGAAAAGUAGAAAACUGCGCGAAUUGAAGAUGCACUGGUCGCCUCGCAUGCGGGAUGCGCAGGAGCCCAGUGUCUCUCUGCACGAUUACUUCCGUAAGCUUAUCUCAAGCAAGCAAUCCCUAGCCGUGAAGAAGAUGUCAUUCCAGAAUCUCUAUGCAUUCCACACAGAGGAUUUCAAUUUCGCUUUCGAUCCGACGACCGUCGAAGACGUCACAUUCCUCACCGGUGUCGAGGGAUCCAGUUUGGGCAACACCUUUGUCGAGAACAGUUGGCCGACUGUCCCGCCCCGUGCGAAGCUCCGCAUGAAAUCCGUUCGCAUGGAUGCAGUAUCAAAACGUAACGCCGAGUUCAUUGGGAACUUCAAUGGGCUCGAGCGCCUAUACUUCGUCAAUGUCACCGCCGACUCAACUGACCCUCUCAAUUCCCCGCGACCCGGAGCAGGCGGCGGAUCCGCAGCGCUCACGCCGCCGGGAUCUGAACACCAAUCGACCGGUGUGCAAAGUGGAACUACAGCCAAUUCACCUAUCACUGCUACUUCACCGGUUAGCCAGCUCACUGCUACGGCUAGCAUGCGAGAUAUUUACCUCUCACACAUUACCACGAACCACGGCGCAACACUGCGCCAUCUCCUCCUUCCCUCCAAAUGGCCUCUCUCCAUCGGCAUGGUCGCGCGUCUUGUGCAUAGCUGUCCGAAUCUGGAGCAGCUGGCGCUAGCCACAGAGUUCGCCAGCAUGGAUUCUCUGGGCCUGCUUAUACCCUUCCUUCGAAAAUUGAAAGCCCUUCGUCUUCUCAUACCCCCGUCGACCGUUACCCCAUCGACCGGACAGUCCCAGCCCGGUCCAACAAACACUGCUGUCAGGACAUCCCAUCCCGCCCAAGGAAAGCCCGCGUCCGAGAGCAGUAAAAUAGUCGAAUCGACUCUUGCGAAUGCCAAAACCCUCGCGGAAAUAGUAGAACUCGACGACGCCAUCCUGUCCGAAAUGAUAAGCUACGAACUCGCCGACAAGAAUGUCUACGGCAACGUGAAAAUAAUGGGCAUGGGUUGGAAGGCCUGGGAACUCAGAGACUUCUACAAAGCACCCCUUCCUUCCGAGCCCAACGGAGUCUCCCAAUCACCGAUUAAUGGCGACACCGAGCCCGCAGAGACUGCUAGCGACAGCCCAGCUCAUCUGCAAGGGCCCAAUGGCUCCCCUGCUACCAAACUACCACAUACCUCAAUCUGGUCAUAUCCCUCACCGGCUCCUAGACCCGGUCUGCCGCUAUCAUCAUUAGGAAAAAGAACACGCGAAGACGAUACAGAUAGUCCAAGACGAACUCCCGGCUUCGGCGAUAGACGUGAGGAGAACGAGGAUGAUUCACACCGGGAUCCGGCUCUGGGCUGUGGUCCUCACCAUAUGACGAAUGACGGCCGGGUGUGGCGGCGGCGUAUGCGGAGGGUUGGUUGGGAGGCUUUGAAGCAUUGGGAGAUUUGGGGGUUGGAUGCACAGGAGAUUUGA